This is a messenger RNA of Peromyscus eremicus (cactus mouse), 1180 nucleotides long. Its product is annotated as cilium assembly protein DZIP1L-like. Gene Ontology annotation, cellular component: cytoplasm; ciliary basal body. NCBI's taxonomy places the organism in Eukaryota, Metazoa, Chordata, Mammalia, Rodentia, Cricetidae. The record is from RefSeq and is a predicted model, not a curated record. Gene Ontology annotation, biological process: cilium assembly.
CUGCGGUCACCCAGCCAAGGAACCGAGCUGCGUGGCCCAGGGUGCUUCACGACGUCUUGUUCCCUGCGCCUCCAUCCCAGCGGUCUCGGAUUGUUCUGGACGGAGGAAGCAGGCUUUGGAGCUGAGGUACCUUGAGGAUUUAAGGUCUCCAGCACUGACCCUGUCAUGAUUUGCUGUGAACCCUGGCAGCCCUUCCAUUCUGCUCAAGAAAUCUCAGGUCUUCUUUCAGCUCCUUGGCCAGUGGCCUUGGUGGCACUCUACCCCUGUGGUCAGUCCAGAGCCUCUCCUGCCCAUGCAGUAUUCAGCAGCCACAGUUGACGGCCUUAGUGGCCCGCUGUCUGGGGCCUACACACUCCCCACCUUCAAGUUCCAGCCUCGCCGUGAGAGCAUAGACUGGAGGCGCAUCAGCGCUGUGGACGUGGACCGUGUGGCCCGGGAGCUGGACGUGGCCACCCUGCAGGAGAACAUUGCUGGCGUCACCUUCUGCAACUUGGAUCGAGAGGUGUGCAACCACUGUAGGCAGCCUGUGGACCCGGUGCUGCUCAAGGUGCUGCGCCUGGCACAGCUCAUCAUCGAGUACCUCCUGCACUGCCAGGACUGCCUGAGUGCCAGCGUGGCGCAGCUGGAAGCACGGCUGCAGGCCAGCCUGGGCCAGCAGCAGCGUGGCCAGCAGGAGCUGGGUCGCCAGGCUGAUGAGCUCAAGGGUGUUCGGGAGGAGAGCCGGCGGCGGCGAAAGAUGAUCAGCACCCUGCAGCAGCUGCUCCUGCAGACGGGGGCCCACAGCUACCACACGUGCCAUUUGUGUGACAAGACAUUCAUGAAUGCCACCUUUCUCCGGGGCCACAUCCAGCGCAGGCAUGCAGGCACGACAGAAGUCGGAAAGCAGAAGCAGGAGCAGCCACUGGGCGAGGUGCUGGAGGAGCUGCGGGCCAAGCUCCAGUGGACCCAAGGGGAGCUGGAAGCCCAGAGAGAAGCUGAGCGGCAGCGGCAGGCCCAGGAAGUAGAGAUGACUCGUCAGAGGGAAAUAGAAGCUAAAAAAAAGUUUGAUGAAUGGAAAGAAAAAGAACGGAGCAAGCUUUAUGGGGAAAUAGACAAGUUGAAACAAUUAUUUUGGGAUGAAUUUAAAACUGUUGCCAACCAGAACUCUACGCUAGAAGAGGGAGACCAAAUUUUGACCUGA